This is a messenger RNA of Spodoptera exigua (beet armyworm), 372 nucleotides long. NCBI's taxonomy places the organism in Eukaryota, Metazoa, Arthropoda, Insecta, Lepidoptera, Noctuidae. The record is from the annotation of a GenBank genome assembly.
AUGCAUCGGUUAGCUACUUUUACUAUACUCCUGACUUCAAUAGCUAUGGUGUAUACAGAUUGUGACAAUGAAAGUGAUAAAAGUGGAUAUUCCGACUCUUGGAAACCUAUCCCAAGUGUUUACGAAGACCGAGUGAAACCUGCCAAGGUCACGCCAAAAUACGACGACAAAUACAUUCACAAUGCCGUAGGAAAACCGUAUGGUACCCCUCCGUAUAUUCAAGGAAUAUACACGUUUCCCUAUUACGCGUACGGUGAGAUUAAGCCUGUUUACCAACCAUUGUAUAACCCCUAUCCACCUUACUACAAUGGCGAUUUCUACAUUAAAAAAGAAGAUAAAAAUAAGCCUUAUGUACCGUAUUAUAAGAAUUAA